Penicillium angulare is the source of this 801-nucleotide messenger RNA. RefSeq lists its product as uncharacterized. The transcript has 2 exons. Gene Ontology annotation, biological process: chromatin remodeling. The coding region runs from base 1 to 801 and encodes 266 amino acids. Gene Ontology annotation, cellular component: Ino80 complex. The record is from RefSeq and is a predicted model, not a curated record. NCBI's taxonomy places the organism in Eukaryota, Fungi, Ascomycota, Eurotiomycetes, Eurotiales, Aspergillaceae.
AUGCCUGCCGCCGGCUCUACCAACGGUCGCUCCAAUCGCGCUAGUACAAGCAAGGCCGUCGCCCCAAGUACCUUAAUGAUUACUUUGAAAGUGUCUCCAGACAGCCUAUAUCGCAUUAUACACGGUACAGACCGACCGUCCCCGGCACAACCCAAACCCGAGAAGAGUACCGAACGCUCCUCGCCGGCCUCCUCUGAAGCCCCCGUGGUUCGCCCUUCGUCUGCCGACAAUGGAUCCGAUGCCGAAGCUACCUCAACGCCAGCAGCUGGGGCAACCCCCGGCGACACCCCACGCCGGAAGGGAGUUCCGGGACCGAAGCCGGGCAACAAACGGACAAAUGGUCAAACAGAACCCGCGGCGCGUUCACGAGGCAGACCUGGACCCAAGAAGAAGCUUAAACUGGAAGAAGGAGGUGAUCCAAGUAAAUUGGGCCCCGGCCACCGUUUAGGACCCAAGGCGAAUACCGGCGCCAUCAACGCGGGACUUCGAGCCCUUGAUCGCACUGGUGCACCAUGUCGCAAAUGGGAUCGUCAACCUUUGAAGCUCCGCAGCUUCACCGGAGUCGCGUGGCAGCUACCCGCCUGGCACACAUUCAAGACCGCUCAGCUCGAAUCCGACGAGAACAAAGAAGCUGUCCUCGAGAGUGGCGACAGUGACGCCAAAGCUACUUUAGCUGCCACCGGCCUUGAGACUGCCAAUGGCAGCAGUGCCGUCCCCAGCGAGAAGAGUGCCGGCGAAGUUACUCCAGCCCCAUCUAAUCUAGUUGAGCCCUCUUCGCCAGCCAUUGCUAUGGCGGCAUGA